AGCAACUUCAAAGGAGCCACGUGACACCAGUUUUACUCCGAGGGAGUCCACGCUUCUUCAUUGAAACCAAAAUAAGGGUCGUGGCACAGAAAAGACUAGUCAAUAGUAACUGUGAAUUUUAAUGUAACAAUUUAUUUUUGUAUUUAAAAGUUACCGAAACAAUAAUAAUUAGAAAUAAAAUGAGAGGCUUGCAUCUGAUGUCGCUGACAGCCCUCCUCUUUGCGACAGCUACUGGCUCACAACAAGACGUAAUUGACGAUAUUCUUGGAAGGUUGGGCAAGGCGACAUUUUUCUUUGAAAAUCAGCUCGAACAAAUAAACCUGGAUGGAGUAGUUGGGUACAUAAUUCUGCAAGCUGAACUGAAGGAGUCUAUCCGGAUAUGGCCGCAAGCAGACCUUGUGAGUCAGCGCUCAAUAGCUGCGAACCUGGCCAAGAGACUUGACCGCAGCACCGCCCAGGCUGUAGAUGCACUACAGAAGACUGAUCCAAAGUACUUCAGAGAAUUUGAACCUGUUCUGGAUGCAUCCUUCUGGACUGUUCCCCACGAAUGGGACACUUCGGAUCCAGCGCUGGCCUACACAGCCUUCAGGAUGAUGGAGUGUUAUGAUGAGCAACUUAGCGAUAAGUGCAUCACUCUGCUCUUGGGAACCUGGAAAGAUAAUGGAACUCCCUGCAUUGUUACAAAGGCCUGCAGGGACACAAUGACGAGGUUUGGCUGUCCUCAUUACUCCCUCUCUCACCAGCUGCUAUAUUUCAUGGUUGGGAAAAUGAGAGGAUGCUCCAACAUCCUACAAGGAGACAGGAGGGAGUCUCGAGCCAAUAUGACAGACAGAGACUACCAGAAGCUGUUUUGCUCGAAUAUGAUGAAGAGCAACACAGAGUUUGUAAGAAAUGGCUUCCCUGGUCAAACAAGGGAUAUCUUCAUAGAGAACAUAAUGUUGUGUGGCUUGACUGGCUUCUCUGACUUUUUCAAAUCGGACUGGUUACGGCAUAUUUUGUCAUGGCAAGACCCAGAAGUGGGCUGUUUUGGGAAAGAUGAGAAGGACAUCGCACAAGUGUUUGGUGAGGAGCAGGUGGAAAACAAACAGGUUCACAAAAGAGUGAGGAGAAGAGAAAAAACUUUAAAUGAUGGGUGCUCCAGUCAUAUGACAGGGGUUGCAGUCAGUGCUCUGGGCGGAUUCCUGAACUACUACCUGACAGAACAGGACAUUACAAAGAGACCGCUGACCUGAGUGCCAGAACACAGCGCAAUGAGAGUCUUUUUUUUUUUUUACAUAGAAAAUCAAGCUAUUGGCUUCACUGUUUUGCAUUUUACGACAGUUAAAUGCAUAAGUAUUGGAUGGGGGCACAACUUUAGUUGUUUUGCCUCUGUACUCCAGCACAUUGGAUUUAAAAUAAAACAAUAUAUAAUAAAAUAUGAGGUUAAAGUGUAGACUGUCUUCUUUUUGAGGGCAUUUAUGUCUAUAUUAGGUGAUCCAUGUAGGCAUUACGGCCCUUUUGUACAUUAAUUUGGCCCAUUUUAUGGGAAUAAUCAGACAAAUUAUCACAAUCUGAAAUAAAGUCAUAUUUAGUAUUUCCACAGUGAAAUAGUCCGUAUUAAAUCAACUCUGUGAGGCUACUUACUGUUAGGUUAUACGUGUGAGUGCAAAUCAUGUGCAUUCAAUGACUAUCUGAAGUCUGCAAACCACAGACAUCACUAUAUGCCAUCUUCAGUUUCUGUUUCUGGGGCAUUUUGCCUUCAGUCUUGUCUUUAGCAAGUGAAACACAUGUUCAGUUGUUCAGGACAGAUGAUUGACUUGGCCAGUCAAGAACAUUCCAGUUUUUGGCCCUGAAAAACUCCUUGGUUGCUUUAGCAGUAUGUUUGGAGUCAUGAUUUUUGAGGUAUUUGAUUGGAUCUGAGCUGAUAAGAUGUUUCUGUGCAUUUCAGAAUAUAUCCCGCUGCUGUGUUAUGCCCAAGCCAGAGCACUAACCAUCUGCUUUGGAUCAUUAGCCAACCAUUCCUUUCUUUAUCCACAUUUUCCUCUUUCCAUCACUUUGGAACCGGUUAAUACUUGUCUCAUCUGUUCAUAAGAUUACUUAAUUCUAGAACUCUCCAGUAUGUACUUCUUAGCAAACUCUGACCAGGUCAUUCUGUUCUCGAGGCUUAUCAGUGGUUUGCAUCUUGCGGUGUACCCUCUGAGGUUAUGCUGGUGUAGUCUUCUCUUUAUGUUUGUGUUUACAGUACAAAUCUAUGCCUACAACAGUGUUCUAAAUCAGGUGACCGUUGGACAGUUGAAAAGGGUUUUUCUUCAGUAUUCUUUGGUCAUUCACUAUAGUGGUCUUCUGUUGUCUACCAGGAUCGUUUGCUGUUGCUGAGCUGAGCGGUGCAUGUCUGCUUUGUAACAAUGUAUCAUACAGUUUAUUUUCACACCCUUAGUGCUUUGGCUAUGUCUCUGAUCUGUUUAUGCAGAUUUUCAGCCUCAUGAUGGCCUGCCUUACUGGCAUUGACACUUAUUUGAUCCUCAUGUUGAGAGACAACAGCAACAGACUCCAAAUGCAAAUUCCACACCAAGAAUCAACUGUAUACCUUUGGUUAGCUUUCUUGUGCAUGAGCUAAUGAUGCAAAGACACACAGCUGGCCAAGACACAAUUGUCCAAUUACUUUUUCUCCCCUUAAUUAGGGGCCUAUGUAUAAAAAGGGCGGUAAUUCCUACAUAGAUCAACUGAUAUGGAUAUGAAUACCCUCAAAUUGCUAUAAAGCUGGCAGUCUGCACUUUACCCUAACAUUCAUUGUU
Messenger RNA from Anguilla anguilla (European eel), 2774 nucleotides. RefSeq names its product chromosome 2 C16orf89 homolog (gene c2h16orf89). Lineage: Eukaryota; Metazoa; Chordata; Actinopteri; Anguilliformes; Anguillidae. Gene Ontology annotation, cellular component: membrane; cytosol. Bases 180 to 1232 code for a protein of 350 amino acids. The transcript is spliced from 8 exons. The record is from RefSeq and is a predicted model, not a curated record.